AUGUGUGGUAUUUUCGGUUACGUUAACUACCUAGUGGAAAAAACUAGAGGUGAUAUCUCUGAUACUUUAAUUGAAGGUUUACAAAGAUUAGAAUAUAGAGGUUAUGAUUCAGCUGGUAUUGCAAUUGAUGGUGAUAAAGCUGAUGAAACUUUGAUCUUUAAACAAAUUGGUAAAGUUGGUGCUUUGAAAAAAGAAGUUGAAUCACAAAACCUGGAUAGAACUGCCACUUUUGUUAAUCACGCUGGUAUUGCUCAUACAAGAUGGGCUACUCAUGGUGAACCAAAAACUGUUAAUUGUCAUCCUCAUAGAUCUGAUAUCAACAAUGAAUUCGUUAUUGUCCAUAACGGUAUCAUCACCAAUUAUAGAGAAUUGAAAACUCUUUUGAAACAAAAAGGUUACACUUUUGAAAGUGAUACUGAUACUGAAUGUAUCGCCAAAUUAUUUAAACAUAUCUAUGAUACUAAUAUCAAAAAUGGUAAUGAACCAGAUUUUAAUGAAUUAAUGAAACAAGUUUUAUAUGAAAUUGAUGGUUCUUAUGGUUUAUUAGUUAAAUCAUCUCAUUAUCCAAAUGAAGUUGUUGCUACAAGAAAAGGUUCUCCAUUAUUAGUUGGUGUUAAAACUGAAAAAAAAUUAAAAGUUGAUUUCGUUGAUGUUGAAUUCCCAGAUGAAUUACCAAACAAUGAAGCUCCAAUCAAUGGUAACACUCAUCAAAAUGGUGGUUUAUUACCAGUUGCUCAAGGUGAUUCUGGUUUACGUCACUCUCAAUCAAGAGCUUUCUUAUCUGAAGAUGGUAUUCCUCAACCAGCUGAAUUUUUCCUUUCAUCUGAUCCAGCUUCUGUUAUCCAACAUACCAAAAAAGUUUUAUUCUUAGAAGAUGAUGAUAUUGCUCAUAUUUAUGAUGGUGAAUUACAUAUCCAUAGAGCUACAAGAGAAGCUGGUAUUUCAGCUACAAGAUCAAUUCAAACUUUAGAAAUGGAAUUAGCUCAAAUUAUGAAAGGUCCAUUCUCUCAUUUCAUGCAAAAGGAAAUUUAUGAACAACCAGAAUCAACUUUUAACACUAUGAGAGGUCGUAUUGAUUUUGAUAAUCAUAUUGUUAAAUUAGGUGGGUUACAAAAAUGGUUAACUACCAUUAGAAGAUGUAGAAGAAUCAUUAUGAUUGCAUGUGGUACUUCAUAUCAUUCAUGUUUAGCUACAAGAUCAAUUUUUGAAGAAUUAACUGAAAUUCCAGUUAGUGUUGAAUUAGCUUCAGAUUUCUUAGAUAGAAGAUCUCCAGUUUUCAGAGAUGAUACAUGUAUUUUCGUUUCUCAAUCUGGUGAAACUGCUGAUUCAAUGUUGGCAUUACAAUAUUGUUUAGAAAGAGAUGCUUUAACUGUUGGUGUUGUUAACAGUGUUGGUUCUUCAAUUUCUCGUGCUACUCAUUGUGGUGUUCAUAUUAAUGCUGGUCCAGAAAUUGGUGUUGCUUCAACUAAAGCUUAUACUUCACAAUAUAUUGCAUUAGUUAUGAUUGCUUUAUCUUUAUCAGAUGAUCGUGUUUCCAAAAUUAACCGUCGUCAUGAAAUUAUUGAUGGUUUAAAACAAAUUCCAGAACAAAUUAAAACUGUUUUAACUUUAGAAUCUAAAAUUAAAGAUUUAUGUACAAGUGAAUUAGCUCAACAAAAAUCAUUAUUAUUAUUAGGUAGAGGUUAUCAAUUUGCUUCAGCUUUAGAAGGUGCUUUGAAAAUUAAAGAAAUUUCUUACAUGCAUUCUGAAGGUGUUUUAGCUGGUGAAUUGAAACAUGGUGUUUUAGCUUUAGUUGAUGAUCAAUUACCAAUUAUUGCAUUUGCAACAAGAGAUUCAUUAUUCCCAAAAGUUAUGUCAUCAAUUGAACAAGUUACAGCAAGAUCUGGUCGUCCAAUUAUUAUCCAUAACACUGAUGAUAAAUCAAUCAACACUGAUAAAGCUUUAGCUACUUUAGAAGUCCCAUUAAGUGUUGAUUGUUUACAAGGUUUAUUGAAUGUUAUUCCAUUACAAUUGAUUUCAUAUUGGUUAGCUGUUAACAGAGGUAUUGAUGUUGAUUUCCCACGUAACUUGGCUAAAUCAGUUACUGUUGAAUAA
Hansenula ciferrii is the source of this 2094-nucleotide messenger RNA. It is a transcript of the gene GFA1, whose product is annotated as glutamine--fructose-6-phosphate transaminase (isomerizing) GFA1. Gene Ontology annotation, biological process: protein N-linked glycosylation; fructose 6-phosphate metabolic process; UDP-N-acetylglucosamine metabolic process. The record is from RefSeq and is a predicted model, not a curated record. Gene Ontology annotation, molecular function: L-glutamine:D-fructose-6-phosphate transaminase (isomerizing) activity; carbohydrate derivative binding. The coding region runs from base 1 to 2094 and encodes 697 amino acids. Lineage: Eukaryota; Fungi; Ascomycota; Saccharomycetes; Phaffomycetales; Wickerhamomycetaceae. The transcript has a single exon.